This is a messenger RNA of Tachyglossus aculeatus (Australian echidna), 2799 nucleotides long. It is a transcript of the gene EXD2, whose product is annotated as exonuclease 3'-5' domain containing 2. Gene Ontology annotation, biological process: nucleobase-containing compound metabolic process. Bases 90 to 2045 code for a protein of 651 amino acids. The record is from RefSeq and is a predicted model, not a curated record. The transcript has 10 exons. Gene Ontology annotation, cellular component: cytoplasm; nucleus. Gene Ontology annotation, molecular function: 3'-5' exonuclease activity; nucleic acid binding. Lineage: Eukaryota; Metazoa; Chordata; Mammalia; Monotremata; Tachyglossidae.
GGUUCCGGAUCCCGGCUGCGCUGGUCGUUCACGGGUUUGGCAGGUGGUGGGGACGACGGAGUGACCACCCGCGUCCGGGCCGCCGGGAGAUGGGCAGGCCGGGCCUCCUGACCACCGUGCUGGUGGGGUCCCUCCUGGGCAGCGCCGUCGGGGGGCUGGUCCUCUGGAGAGCCAUCCGACGCCGGAGGGGCCGAGCCAGACCCGUCCGGGAGCCGGCCGCGGGGAGCGAGGAGUCGGAAGAGGCCCGAGCGGAGGCACCGGCGGCGGUGGGCCGGACGGAUCCCGCCCCUCACGCCCCCCGGGACGUGCCGUCGUGGGUGGAGAGGCUCCUGGCGGCGGACGUGGUCACCGUGUCCGGCCGGGAGGAAUGGGAGCGGAUCGAAGAGCGGCUCCGGAAGGACUUGGAAGAGUGUCCGCUUCUGGGGAUCGACUGUGAGUGGAUUCCCAGCUCCGGGUCGGGUAGCAGAACAAGCAGGUCCCUGCCGGGAGCGCCCGCUGAGAAGGGGAGUCUCGGUGAAUGUGUGAGUGUGGACGGCAAGCCUCAACCCGUGUCCCUGCUCCAGAUGGCCUCCCCCAGCGGGCUGUGCGUCUUGGUUCAUCUGCCCAAGAUGGUCAGCGGGGGCGAGGCCCUCCCCGAGGCCCUGCUGGACAUCUUGGCGGACGGCGCUAUCUUGAAGGUUGGGGUCGGCUGCUGGGAAGACGCCACCAAGCUGCUCCAGGACUACGGGGUCACGUUUAGAGGGAGCCUGGAUCUCCGCUAUCUGGCCGGAAGGAGGAGGAAGGAUCUGCUCCAAAAUGGGCUGAGCCUGAAAUCCCUGGCAGAGACGGUCUUGAACCUUCCGCUCAACAAAUCCCUUCUCCUGCGCUGCAGCAACUGGGAUGCUGACCAUCUCACUCAGGAGCAGGUGGCUUACGCUGCUAAGGAUGCUCAAGUCUCCGUGGCCGUGUUUCUCCACCUCCUGGGCUACCCCUCCAAGGCUGCCCCCGGGCCCCAGGCCACUGCUGGCAGCUGGGGAAAGGUUCUGGUGGAGUGUCAGGGUUUGGUGGACGUCCCCUUCCGAGGCAAAGGCGGCGGCAGCGGCCCGGAGGAGGAAGAGAACAGGGAAGGCCCGCAGAAGCCAAGGAGUCGGAAGUCUGGAGCGAACGGAUCAUCCCCGGCCAACCAGCAAGGGAGAGAUCCCAGGAAACACAAGCGGAAACCCCUGGGGGUGGGCUAUUCUGCCAGAAAGUCGCCCCUCUACGACAACUGCUUUCUCCACGCUCCAGACGGACAGCCCCUGUGCACGUGCGAUCGCAGGAAGGCCCAGUGGUACCUGGACAAGGGCAUCGGAGAACUGAUGAGCGAGGAGCCCUUCGUCGUGAAGCUGCGAUUCGAGCCUUCGGGGCGUCCCGAGUCCCAAGGAGAUUACUACCUGACCGUUAAGGAGAACCUGUGUGUGGUGUGUGGCAAGAGAGAGUCUUACAUCCGGAAGAACGUGGUCCCGCACGAGUACCGGAGGCACUUCCCCAUCCAGAUGAAGGACCACAACUCCCACGACGUGCUGCUGCUGUGCACGGCCUGUCACGCCGUCUCCAACUACUACGACAACCACUUCAAGCGCCGGCUGGCCCAGGAGUUCGGGGCGCCCAUCGGGUCCGAGGACGGGGUCCGCCCGCUGGAGGACCCCCGGCGCCGGCACGUGCGGUCGGGGGCCCGGGCCCUGCUGAACGCCGACGGCCUGCCCGCCCGGCGCAGGGAGGAGCUCCUGCAGGGCCUCAGGGCCUUCUUCGACAUGGACGUCGUCACGGACGACAUGCUGCGCGAGGCCGCGGGUCUGGAGACCAGGAUUUACAACGAGAGCUACGUGCCCCACGGGCUGAAGGUUGUGCAGUGCCACGCCAAAGGCGGGCUGCGCUCCCUGAUGCAGCUGGAGGCCCGCUGGCGCCAACACUUCCUGGACUCCAUGCAGCCCAAGCACCUGCCCCAGCAGUGGUCCAUUGACCACAACCACCACAAGCUGCUCAGGAAGUUCGGGGAGGACCUGCCCGUCGAGCUGUCCGGAUGACCGCGGCCGGGAGAGGACCGAGAAGGGAAGGGCCGACGACAGGCAGGCCGGAGCCGCCCGCUUCGCCCACAGUGACCGUGGGACCGAGCCGGGUUUCCGCAGAGUUGGUUCGAGAUCUGACUGGGCCGGUGCAGCCGUCUUUGGCCUCUCUUCCUGCUCUGUAUCCGGCCGGUCCUCGGCCUCUCUCUUCCCGGCAGGAGCGAAGGCAGCCGCCCUGGAGACCAUGAGGUCCCUUCCGGCUCUGUCACGGGGGGGCAGGGGAGGUUUGAUCCUCGUCCGUCCCUUUGAAAGGGGCUUCCUGGGAUGGCAGACGGUCCCUUCACAGGGGGUUGGACGGGAGAGAAGAUGGCAGCCAGUCUCCUCACAGAACAAGAGAGGAAUCCUCCCCACAGAGGAGCGGCCUGGCUCCCGCCGGGCCUCAGAGACGAUCCCCUGGGCCUGGUGAAGUUAAGCGUCCCACUGGAGGAGAAGGCCCGUCCGACCCGUCGGAAGGGAAGCCUGUGGCAACCUGGAGUUGGAAGCACCGACUCGCGGCCUGGUGGGAAAGAGCAACUGACCCUGGACUUGUUCUAACCUCGCUGCGAUCAGCUGUUGUCCCAGUAAUAGCACAGUCUGGGGUGGGCAAUCUCACCCCUUUCAGGACCUGACCCUUUGGGGUCUCCCUCCCCUGGGCAUGUGAUGUUGACUUCUUUUAACCCCUAGCUCCUCUCCAGAGUCUAAUUCUCCCCCAGCUCUUCUCCAGAACCUGAUGUUC